GCUUCCUCUGGCCAGGCAAUAGGGUGAAAGACCACAGCCUUUGGCAUCAGGCCUAUGUUCAAGUCCUAGCCCUGCCACUUUUGAGCUGGGUGACCAUGGGCAAGUUACUUGGCUGCUCUGUACCUCAGCUUGCACGUCUAUAAAAUGGGGGAAAUGAAAGUCCUUGGAGAAAAUGAACUGGCAUGUGUAUAAGGAUGCUCUCGUUCUCUGUUGCAGCCUGUGCCCUUGUGAGGCUGGCAUGCAGGAUGGCGGGACAGCCCAGCCCCAUGCCCCAUGGAGGGAACCCAAACAACCUCUGCCACAGCCCAGGGCCUGCACAUCCUCCCGACUCACAGAGGCACCCGACCGCCCUGUCUUUUCGCUGCUCGCUGGCAGACUUCCAGAUCGAGAAGAAGAUAGGCCGUGGGCAGUUCAGCGAGGUGUACAAGGCCACCUGCCUGCUGGACAGGAAAACUGUGGCUCUGAAGAAGGUGCAGAUAUUUGAGAUGAUGGAUGCCAAGGCAAGGCAGGACUGUGUCAAGGAGAUUGGCCUCCUGAAGCAAUUGAACCAUCCGAACAUCAUCAAGUAUCUGGACUCGUUUAUUGAGGACAAUGAGCUGAACAUCGUGCUGGAGCUGGCUGACGCGGGCGACCUCUCGCAGAUGAUCAAGUACUUUAAGAAGCAGAAGCGGCUCAUCCCCGAGAGGACGGUGUGGAAGUACUUCGUGCAGCUGUGCAGCGCUGUGGAGCACAUGCACUCACGCCGUGUCAUGCACCGAGACAUCAAGCCCGCCAAUGUGUUCAUCACGGCCACGGGUGUCGUGAAGCUUGGUGACCUUGGCCUGGGCCGCUUCUUCAGCUCUGAGACCACCGCGGCCCACUCCCUAGUUGGGACACCGUACUACAUGUCACCGGAGAGGAUCCACGAAAACGGCUACAACUUCAAGUCCGACAUCUGGUCUCUGGGCUGUUUGCUGUAUGAGAUGGCAGCUCUCCAGAGCCCUUUCUAUGGAGAUAAAAUGAACCUUUUCUCCCUCUGCCAGAAGAUCGAACAAUGUGACUACCCGCCUCUCCCUGGAGAACAUUACUCUGAGAAGUUACGAGAACUGGUCAGCAUGUGCAUCUACCCUGACCCCAACCAAAGACCCGACAUCGGAUAUGUGCACCAGGUUGCCAAACAGAUGCAUGUCUGGACUUCAAGCACCUGAACUUGGAUGCACCAUGCCUUAUGAAAAGCCAGCACCACUUUGCCUUACUUGAGUCUUCCUCUCUCAGAAGUGGCCACCUGGUAGCCUAGAACAACUAAGACAAGAGGGUUCAGCAGGUUCCCCAAAGGGGGCCAGGCUUUACAGCAGAGAUACUGAAGACAGCAUCUGGGGAGGGGGCUGGUCACGUUACUGAUCUUCAAAUUCAAAAGUUCUGUAACUGUUGUGGACAAUCCAGGCUGGGUUGUUAAAAAGGAGGGGUUGGUUCAGCAAGCCCCUGAAGUGCCCCUUGUAUCUGGGUUGUAAUGUGAAUCCUUUGGAGAACUCCUUCAGUGACUCGUCAACGUUUAUACUAACAGAAUUGCAGGAGACUGUGAUUUGUAUAGUGAGCCUUGGAAAAUGGUUAAUAGCAAGUUCAGUUUAGUUCUUAGUAUCUUUUCCAACAAUCAGUCUGUGAGCUUAAUUUAGUCUGUUGUAAAGGGAUGAAGUGGAAAUCAUUUUUUUCACAUACAGUGGAGAUUUUGCCAAUAUUUUUAUCUACAUUAUAACUUGAUGAAUGACAGUGAGGAGAACCCAGCAUCUGGCAUAAAGCUUCAGAAGGCAAAUGAUAUUUGAAAGCCAUGAGUGUUUUCCUUGCAGUCUGGUUCAGCCGUCUUCUACUGAGCACCUGCUGUGUACCAGGCACUUCAUCAUCUGCUUGAAUGCUGAGACUUCAUUUCACUAUCAGUGUUAAGCCGUGGAAGCACGGGAUACAAAAAAGACAAGGCCUUUGCACUCAGGCUGUCCUCUCUACAAAUUCUGAUUCUGCAACUUCCUAGUGUGAUCUUGGACAAAUUUCUUAACCUUUCUGAGCCUUAGUGUCCUCACCUGUAAAAUGCGACUAACACCUACCUUUAGGGUUGUGACAGAAUUUGAAAUAAAACAUGCAAGUUAUCCAACACAUAGUAGAUGCUCCAAAAAUGGUAGCCACUCACCCCCUCAAAAAACUGAAGUCCCCAAUCA
Molecule: messenger RNA, 2186 nt
Organism: Trichechus manatus latirostris (Florida manatee)
Lineage: Eukaryota; Metazoa; Chordata; Mammalia; Sirenia; Trichechidae
Gene: NEK6
Product: NIMA related kinase 6
Exons: 9
Coding region: 183-1187 (334 amino acids)
Biological process (GO): regulation of mitotic metaphase/anaphase transition; positive regulation of canonical NF-kappaB signal transduction; chromosome segregation
Cellular component (GO): cytosol
Molecular function (GO): protein serine/threonine kinase activity; ATP binding
Source: RefSeq, a predicted model, not a curated record